This is a messenger RNA of Pelagomonas calceolata, 578 nucleotides long. NCBI's taxonomy places the organism in Eukaryota, Pelagophyceae, Pelagomonadales, Pelagomonadaceae. The record is from the annotation of a GenBank genome assembly.
AUGCCAAAGUGGUCCAUGGCGCUUCUGCUCGCGCUUCGCCGCGGCGCCAGCCUCACACCCGUAAUACGCCGCCGCUGCGGUCGCGCCUUGGCCAGCCUGCCCAAAGAUGAUGCCGGCUGGAUGACGGAGCUCUCGCCGAAUCAAUUCGCGGUGCUGCGCCAGAAGGCGACGGAGCCGCCCGGUUACUCUGAAGGUACCGAGGGCGAGCUUGAGCACGACCUCAAGCGUGAUUACGGUGCGAAAUACCCGGACGCCGGCGGCGUGUACGAGUGCGCGGGCUGUCGGGAGCCCUUGUACUUUGCUCGCACGAAAUUCAACAGUGGUUGCGGCUGGCCGGCUUUUUACGACGGCAUACCCGGAGCGAUCCGCGAGGUGCCCGAUGCCGACGGGAUGCGCGUAGAGAUCGUCUGCGCGAAAUGCGACGGACACCUCGGUCACGUGGCAAGAACGGGGCUUCCUGACCCCGACCGACGAACGCCACUGCGUCAACGGCGCUAGUUUGAGAUACGAGCCCGCUGGGUAUCAGCCGGACGACACGCCGAAGCUUGGCGGCUCUGGUGCCGAAGCCGAUUCCUCCG